Sebastes umbrosus (honeycomb rockfish) is the source of this 1025-nucleotide messenger RNA. It is a transcript of the gene il20, whose product is annotated as interleukin 19 like. The coding region runs from base 92 to 622 and encodes 176 amino acids. The transcript has 5 exons. NCBI's taxonomy places the organism in Eukaryota, Metazoa, Chordata, Actinopteri, Perciformes, Sebastidae. The record is from RefSeq and is a predicted model, not a curated record.
GUUAAACAGAAUAAUCCCUAAUUUCAGUAUGAUCCAAUGUAUUCAUAUUUAUUUAUGUUUCUUUUAGCUCUCCCACCACCAAACAACCACAAUGAUGAAGAUGCUGCUCGGCUGCUCUCUCUGCCUGCUCCUCCUGCUCAGCUGUCUGAGUGAACUUGUGGAGAGCCGAACCCUGAGCCUGCAGAGCUGUGCUGUCAACGUUCACACUCACGAACUGCGCAAAUAUUACAAUGACAUACGAUCAAAUGCGAUAGAAGGAGACAGUGUGAUUGGAGUGAAACUUCUGGACAAAUCAUUGAUAAAUCAUCUUCAAGAUGGUCAGACCUGCUGUUUCCUGCGUCUCGUGCUGCGUUUCUACCUCGAGAGAGUGUUCACCAACUACGCCUCUGCUCAGCCACAGCAGCAGCGCUGCUCCAGCGCUCUGGCCAACGCUUUUGUCAGAAUCAGAAAAGACAUACAUGCAUGUCACUGCCACUGUGUAGAGGACACACAGAGGAAAAUUGACACUCUGCAUGCUGAGUUUAUCAAGCUAGACAUAAACCAGGCUGCACAGAAGGCCGUGGGAGAACUGGACACUGUGCUGGAGUGGAUGGAGUCACUCGGCCCGAUAACACCCGCAUGAUCAGACAGAAACUCAGCAAAAUCAGCACCGCAUUCCCAAAGAGCCUGCGGCUGAUGAGUCCCCGAGCUAACAUCAAAGAUGUAACUCCUGACCUGACAUUACUUGCAAGCAGAGUGAAGGUUUUUUAACUUCACUUCUGUGCCGUUGUAUAUUUCUCUAUUUUUUACAUGAAUUAACUUAAUAAUUUAACCACCAGCAUGUGGACUGUUUUUAUACUAAUAUUUAUAAUUAACAUGGCAUAAAGUAUUUAUAUUUAUCAAAAAUAGAAAGUUGUUAAGGUAUUAUAUGUGUGUGCUUCUACUGUACUGUAAGGUUAUUAUGCAGACUAAAGAAAUCUUUUAAUUGGUUAAAUGUAGUGUAUAUACUGUAUAUAUUGGUAAACAAUUCAAUGGUUUAAUUUAAA